Messenger RNA from Soboliphyme baturini, 612 nucleotides. The record is from the annotation of a GenBank genome assembly. Lineage: Eukaryota; Metazoa; Nematoda; Enoplea; Dioctophymatida; Soboliphymatidae.
AUGGAAGUACAUGUUAAACUAAAUGAGAAAUUUCGGCUGCAAAUCGCACAGUGUCUUGAAUGCGAUAACGUUCUGAGCGAAGAUGAGCGCAGAUUACUGAGAAAAAUGCUGAAACUAGACAUCUGCGAUCUUCGAAGUCUGGCACUUGUUAGAAAAGGUGUUCGUGGUCAUUUUCAUAUGCAUGAACAGCUUAUGGACUGUGAGAUUCUUCUACCACAGCCGGAGGUACCACGGAGAAAUCCUGAAUUGGAAGCGCGGGUGCAGAGGCUAAAGAGGGAAUUGGCAGAACGACAAUACCGGGACAUGACGCGAGACAUUGACUGCAAAACAGAAACAGACCCGUUCGCAUUGCGCUCGCUUGGGCAGGAGCUGAAGACGAUCGAUCGUCAGUUGAUCAGUAUCUUCAACAUGGUGUUCACUGUCGUUGGCGUGUUUGUUUUCUUCUAUCACUGUUCCAAGUAUCUGUUCAACAGCGAAAACACGUUUGUCGGACGACUUUUAUUUGGUACUGUUGCUGCGUCCAUAGUGUUUGUAGCUGACAUGUACUUCUUAAUCAAAAGCAUCCGGAUGUAUUUUAGACGCUUCUGUUCUUAUUUAAGACAAAACUUCUAA